Molecule: messenger RNA, 1869 nt
Organism: Aspergillus mulundensis
Lineage: Eukaryota; Fungi; Ascomycota; Eurotiomycetes; Eurotiales; Aspergillaceae
Exons: 3
Coding region: 1-1869 (622 amino acids)
Source: RefSeq, a predicted model, not a curated record
AUGCCUCCAAAGCCCAGUCCUCAAGGCCGCAAGGACGGCACCAUUCACUUCAUCAACGCCCGACCGGCCUCGGAAACAGAGCGACUGGACAUUAAACGCAUGGUACGCGCCCACGUUGGGAAAUGGCUCUCAACCCAGACCAAGGACCGAGCCGGUUCCGCCGUUGAGGCUGCCUACCCUCCUCCUCCUCCGGCUGCCACUUCCGCGGACCCCAACGCCGAUGCCGCUGUCGAGAUCGAUCCUCCUUCUACCGAUGCCUCGUCGAGUCCGUCACCGCCGUCCUCUGUCUCUUCUCCAGAGUGUAAUUGCUCUGCAAACCCCGCACAGCCCAUUUGCAUCCCGCCGCAGACGACUGAACCAACUUUGUCGAUUGUUCCUCGGACAAUUAUACCGGCUACAAACGCGCAUACAUGUCGAGAACAAUGCGAUGGUCAGGAGGGCUGCCGAUGUGGCUUACCAGGAGUAGACGGGCCCAAUCCUCUGUACCCAGGAGAAUACAUCGAAGCCAUCGGCGCCGGCUGCCUUGAUCCAUUUCGAGUCUAUACUACAAAAUAUGAGCCAGAGCUCAUCCGGGCCUCGGAGGAGUACUGUCUAUCAUGCCUCUGGCCCGGUCUUACCCCCGGACCAUCCAUUGCGAACAUGAAAUCGUGGUUCCCAAUGUCGCUAUCCGACCAGACGCUCUUUACCGCAUUCCUGUUCGGCGCUCUCUCACAUAUGCGCGUUCAAGCGCUGCACGGCUGGAUUCCGCGGCAGAUGUUCCAUGCACGCAAGCAGCGUAUGCUGGAAACAGUCGAAAUGGAGACUAUCAAGCUGGUCAGUAGGGAGAUAGACAAUCCGUCGCGUGCGGUGUGCGAUUCCGUAAUCUGGAGUGUCGUCUGCAUGGCACAUAACAAGGCAGAUGAUGAUUUGGCUGAGUCUCCUCCCCCGCCGUUUACUGCCCCGAUGCAGCGAUUGCAGUGGCUUGGUGUGUAUGGUAGCCUUCGGCCGAACCUCGUCCACAUUGGAGGCCUGAUACAGAUGAUUAACCUGCGAGGCGGAAUUGAUAAGAUUCAGCUCCCUGGUCUGGCUUCGGUGAUAUCCUUCUCCGAUGUCGUAACCUCAACCACCGUUCUUGGGAGCCCAGUAUUCCCCUUCGUUCCUCUGGAGCCAAGCCGCAGGGGCAAGACAAUGCAAGACCUCCUAGAGUACACCGACUCCGAGGUAGACCAGUACCACGCUCAGUUCCAACAACUUGGCCUUCCGCGCAUCUUCGCGGAAAUCAUCUGUGCCAUGAACACGUAUAUCGCCCUCGUCGACAAAUACGUCAAGGGUGAAAAGGGCUAUGACACUUGCCUAGUCGCCGACCAACGCAAUCUCAUCCACUACAACCUCAUCUCCGUCCCUCGUGCAGCCCUUCCCGGUCAAGACAGCAUCUGCACCCAGCCCGAGGAUAUCAUAUACGAAUCCUUCCGCCUCGCAACCCUUAUCUACAGCGUUGGGGUUAUCCUACCUCUCCCGGCGCAGAGCUCGCCGCUCGUAAACGUCGCCGAACUCCUCUAUAAUACACUUCUCCCUGCAAUCUCCGCCCAUACUACUCUCCGCCUCUGGGACACGCCCAACGGCCAGGCUGUUCUCCUUUGGAUUCUUAUGCUCGGCGGGAUUGCGGCAACGCAGACUCCUCACCGAGCAUGGUUCAUCGCCACACUCAGCAGCGUCGCCGAAAUCAACAGAGUUGCGUCCUAUAAUCACUUGAAACAGUAUCUGGCUCGAGUGGCAUGGUACUCCAUGGCUUGCGAUAAGCCAGGAAUGGAGCUGUGGGGUGCUGUCGAGGAUUAUAGGCGUAAGGCAACUUGGCAGACUGAGCUAGUAUAUCAGAGACAGUCUGGGUGA